GUGGCUGGUUGCCUAGGAAACGCAAACACACCUUAACUUUAAAGAAAAUGUCUGUGUCUUAUGCUGCUGCAAAGAUACGUAUCCCGGCUGGAUUUGAGCACAUAUUGGAGGGACUGGUAAGAGAAGUGUUAAGAGAACAGCCAGAAGAUGUCAUAGCCUUUUCUGCUGAAUAUUUCAACAAAAAGAUUCUGCUAAGGAAAGGAGGAUAUGCAGAAGAAUCAAAAAGUGCUGGACAACAAAUUGAAGAAGCAAAGAAUGUGCAUGUGAAAGAGGAGCCUGCAGUAGAAGUGGAAGAAAAGCACGAUCCUACUGCAGAACUAGAGGAGGAGAAAAAAAAUGAUGAAAGUGUCCCUCCACAAGAAGGGGAUGAGACACAAGCAACAAAAGAUGAGCAAGAAGAAGAAGGGGAAAAGGAGGUCGAACAAGAAACAGCACCUCAUGAAAGUUCAGAAGCAUCACAAGAACCAGCAGUGAUAACACAGGAGGGUGAUGCAUCUCACGAACCCUCUCAAAAUGAAGGAGAGUCUAAUCAAGAGGAACCACAAAUGGAUAUAGAACCACAGACAACUGAAGAGUCUCAAGCAACUGAAGAUCAAAAACCAUCAGAAGAACCUCAGUCAUCAGAAGAACCUCAGCCAUCAGAAGAACCUCAAGAACCCCAGCCAUCCGAAGAACCCCAGCCAUCCGAAGAACCCCAGCCAUCCGAAGAACCCCAGCCAUCCGAAGAACCACAGCCAUCCGAAGAACCACAGCCAUCUGAAGAACCUCAAGCAACUGAAGAACCUGAAGUACCUCAGCCGUCUGAAGAACCUCAAGCAACUGAGGAACCGCAGCCAUCUGAGGAACCUCAAGCAACCGAAGAACCCCAAGCAACUGAAGAGUCUCAGCCAUCUGAAGAGCCUCAAGCAACCAAAGAGCCCCAAGCAACUGAAGACUCACAGCAGUCUGAAGAACCUCAAGCAACUGAAGCAUCAGAAGAGCCGCCACCAGAAACUGAAGAACCUCAAGCAACUGAAGAACCUCAAGCGACUGAAGAACCUCAAGCGACUGAAGAACCUCAAGCGACUGAAGAACCUCAAGCGACUGAAGAACCUCAAGCGACUGAAGAACCUCAAGCAACUGAAGAACCUCAAGCAACUGAAGAACCUCAAGCGACUGAAGAACCUCAGCCAACUGAAGAAACCCAGCCGUCUGAAGAACAAAAGCAAGAAACCACAGCUGAGGAACCUAGCGGUGCAUCUGAGGACUCUAAACCAGAAGAAUCAUAAUCAGUUUGCAUGAACAUUAUUAAUGUGAAUUCAUUUUGAAUAAUUAUAGUUACUUUUUAGUACACACCUUCCUUGCAUCCUCAAAA
Molecule: messenger RNA, 1354 nt
Organism: Amphimedon queenslandica
Lineage: Eukaryota; Metazoa; Porifera; Demospongiae; Haplosclerida; Niphatidae
Product: cell surface glycoprotein 1-like
Exons: 2
Coding region: 48-1268 (406 amino acids)
Source: RefSeq, a predicted model, not a curated record